UGUGCUUGUGUAGUGGUGUGUGUAGCGUACCGACCGCAGUACCGCUGAAGAAGGUGUUAUAAUUGAUAAUAGCACAGUCCUUAUUUCAAAAUAUAAUGAAUUUUGUAGAACGAAAGAAACAAUAUAACGUAGUGCCUAUUUAUUAAAAAAUAGGGUAUAAGAACAUGUUUUGGAUAUUGUCUACGCCUAAAUAUAGCUAAAAAAAAUUAAAAGUCAACUUGAGUGUUAUCAGUUAUCACGUGUGUUCACAUGAGUGUAUUCUCUGUGCUAACUUCACCUUGGUCCGCAAUUUUACAGAGGGUCUAGCAUAAAAGUUUACGAUACGCACCUUCGUACCGUCGACGACAAAAUAUAUCAAAAUUUGCUGGUAUAGUUACGCCCGGUAGAGUAGAGUUUCUGCACUUUUUUAUUUGAUUAUUUGAAUACAAAUUUUGACGUUGACGUUACGAAAAUCUAAAUUGUCCUCACAAAUAUUCGUGCUAGGCCCUCUGAACUGUAAACGAAUACUUUAUUUUGUUUUGUUUACAAUAGGCGAUGCAAAAUACACUAUAGAUACAAAUAAUUAUAACUCACCAACGUGUUAAAAAAACGGACCGUAAAAGAAAAUGAACGACUCCAAUAUGACACAGGGUUUUGGAAAAUUUGGCCCUUUAGUUGGUGCUAUUGAUGAAGGUACUUCUAGUGCCCGAUUUAUAAUAUUCAAAGCCAAUUCAUCAGAAGUUAUAGCACUACACCAGAAGGAGUUAACUCAACACUUUCCUCAAGAAGGGUGGGUUGAACAAGACCCACUCGAUAUUUUAGAGGUUGUGAUAACCUGCAUUGAAAAAGCAGUUGAAAAAUUAGUUCUUCUCGGUGGAAGUCCUAAGGAUAUAGUAGCAGUAGGUGUAACAAAUCAAAGAGAAACAACCAUUGUAUGGGACAAAGAAACAGGGCAACCACUGCACAAUGCCAUAGUUUGGUUGGAUAUGAGAACAACAACCACAACAGAUAAAUUAUUAGACAAUGUCCCAAAUAAAUCAAGGAACAAGAACUAUUUAAAGCCACUAUGUGGUCUUCCUCUAUCACCCUACUUUAGUGCAGUUAAACUCAGGUGGCUUCGUGACAAAAUUGAUGUUGUUAACAGUGCUAUGAAGAAAGGAACUUGUUACUUUGGUACUGUGGACACUUGGAUCAUUUGGAAUUUAACAGGAGGGCCAAAUGGUGGGAAACAUGUUACAGAUGUAAGUAAUGCAUCGAGAACAAUGUUGAUGAACAUUGAAUCUUUGGAAUGGGAUCCUUUAUUGCUCAAAUUCUUUGAAGUGCCAAAAUCAGUUCUACCAGAGAUCAGAUCCAGUUCUGAGAUUUAUGGAUAUAUAGCGAAUGGACCACUGCAGGGUAUACCAAUAUCAGGAUGUCUCGGUGAUCAACAAGCUGCCUUGGUCGGCCAGAUGUGUUUACAAAAAGGACAAGCCAAGGCCACAUAUGGUACUGGAUGCUUUGUAUUAUACAAUACAGGAGAUAUCCGAGUAAACUCAAGUCGAGGCUUACUUACUACAGUAGCAUAUCAAUUGGGAAAGAACAGUCAACCAGUAUAUGCUUUAGAAGGAUCGGUAGCAGUAGCCGGUGCGGCUUUAGGUUGGCUCAAAGACAACAUUGGUAUGUUAGAUGAUGCCAAGGAGUCUCAAUCUCUCGCUGAGAUGGCAACAGAAAAUGGCAGUGUUGUAUUUGUUCCCGCAUUCAGUGGUUUAUAUGCGCCAUACUGGAGACAAGAUGCCAGAGGGGUGAUUUGUGGUAUAACUGAAGAUACAAAUUCACAUCAUAUAAUAAAAGCAGCUCUUGAAGCAGUUUGUUUCCAAGUGCGAGAUAUUUUGAAUGCUAUGAACGAAGACUGUGGAAUUCCUCUUCAGUUGCUUAAGGUUGAUGGGGGGAUGACAUCAAAUGCCUUGGUCAUGCAGAUGCAAGCGGAUUUAAUAGGUAUAAAUGUAAUCAAAGCUGGUUUCGCCGAAAGUACGGCUUUGGGGGCGGCGCUAGUUGCAUAUUGGGGCGUUGAUGUGUCAAAUCAUGGUGAACCUAUACCCAUGACUAGUGGUAUCACAUACACUCCUUGUAUAAAUGAUGAUGAACGAGAUACGAGAUAUAAAAAAUGGAAAAUGGCCGUUGAAAGAUCUCUUGGAUGGGAUCAAAACUAAUUAUGAAAAUUCUUACCUAUAUUUUUUUGGAAUUUUGGAUAUUUUUUAUGUAAC
Papilio machaon (common yellow swallowtail) is the source of this 2222-nucleotide messenger RNA. RefSeq names its product glycerol kinase (gene Gk1). Lineage: Eukaryota; Metazoa; Arthropoda; Insecta; Lepidoptera; Papilionidae. The record is from RefSeq and is a predicted model, not a curated record. Bases 606 to 2168 code for a protein of 520 amino acids. The transcript has 8 exons. Gene Ontology annotation, biological process: triglyceride metabolic process; glycerol metabolic process; glycerol-3-phosphate biosynthetic process. Gene Ontology annotation, molecular function: glycerol kinase activity. Gene Ontology annotation, cellular component: mitochondrion.